UAGACGCCAAACUGUUAAAUGCAAUUGUGAGUGUUUUUUACCAAUAAUAUAUGUACAAAGUAAGUACAAUAAAAUAACUGUUUAUUUCAAUUUAUUGUUUUAUUAAUAAUUUUUGUAUAUUGCUUUAGGAUGACAUCGACAGCUACCAAAAGAAGCCGUGCCACAUCCGAGCAGCUAAAUCGCCUGCUUGACUACCUAAUGGAAGUCCCGGGUCUAGCAGGAUCUAGGUUCCACAGCCUCCAUGGUAAGUACGAGUGCGACAAAAAGUGGAGCGAGCUAGCAACAAAAUUAAAUAGUCUGGGUGGAGCAGUGAAGACGGUGAAUCAAUGGCAAACGGUAUGGCGGGACUUAAAAAGCCGCACCAGCAUUAAAGCACGGAAUCGGCGAAGGCAACAAGCUUUAACUGGAAACAGGCCAAUCAGUGAGGAGCCCCUAACGGAAUUCGAGAGGCGGGUGUCUGCUCUUAUAGGGGAGGAGUAUAUGAAGGGCCACGAUUCAACCCCUGAAAAUAUUCCACUGGAGGAGGUAAUCCAAAUGGGUAUCGAAGUGGAAGAUGAAAGGGUGAUUUCGGAAGCCCCGUCGCCUUUACGGACGCCACUGGCAGAGAAUUUCACGCUGAGGUCAGGUAAUUCCCAUAUCUCAGACAGGAGAACACCACGGGCGAGCUUGAAAAGAAAGCGCAUGGAAGAAGACGGUAAUGCUCGGAAGAAAUUUUUGGAAAUAGCAGAAAAACAGGCAGAUGCACUAAAGAUGCUAGCCCAGUCGAGUAGAGAAACAGUUGAAGUCGCGAAACAACAAGCGGAUGCUUUAAAGGUAAUUUAUUUUCAACACAUAAAAGUGGCAUUUUAUUAAUUGUUCUUGCUAUUUUUUAAUAGAUCUUAGCCGAAAGCAGCUCUGCAAUUGCUCAGGCUAAUAAAAUGAUGGCGGAGGCAAUAGCCGUAUUGGGGAAUGGAUUAAGCGCUACCGCAGAAGCAUUCAACAAUCUAACGAAUGCAAUCUAUCGUAUGUAGAUUAGAAACCAAUUCCGCAG
Molecule: messenger RNA, 1030 nt
Organism: Anastrepha ludens (Mexican fruit fly)
Lineage: Eukaryota; Metazoa; Arthropoda; Insecta; Diptera; Tephritidae
Exons: 4
Coding region: 130-852 (240 amino acids)
Source: RefSeq, a predicted model, not a curated record